AUGCCGCUGGCAAGUUUUAGAAGAUCUCCGAGAGGUUACAGAAAUGUCCGAAACGACCAUCGAGCAGACCCCGGCAGCUGCAGUUCCGACCACCCUAGGCAACACCGACGGACCGAACAGCAAGACGAUCGUCUAGCAGCCAUCGAGCAAGGCAAGACCCUGCCGGCCGAGAUCCACGACGCCCUGGCCAGCGAAGACUCGGUGCUCGACAUCGAUGACUUCAAGCUCUGGUACGCCAGCGCCCAGGCGCUUCAUGACAUCUCUUUCAGUGUGCCGCGCGGCCAGGUGACGUCCUUGAUCGGCCCGUCGGGCUGCGGUAAAUCGACCCUCUUGCGCUCGGUCAACCGACUCAACGACUUGAUCGACAUCGUGCGCAUCGAAGGCGACAUGCGGAUCGACGGCGACUCGCUCUACGCCAAGGGCGUCGACGUCAUCGAGCUGCGCAAGCGCAUGGGCAUGGUGUUCCAGAAGUCGAACCCCUUCCCGAUGUCGAUCUACGAGAACGUGGUCUACGCCCUACGGAUCGACGGCGAACGCCGCAAGAGCGUGCUCGAUGAGGUCUGCGAGCGCAGCCUACGUGGCGCCGCCCUGUGGGACGAGGUCAAAGACCGCCUCGACGAGCUCGCCUUGGGGCUCUCGGGCGGCCAGCAGCAACGCCUGUGCAUCGCCCGCGCCAUCGCCGCCGAGCCCGAGGUGCUGCUGAUGGACGAGCCCUGCUCGGCCCUCGACCCGAUCGCCACCGGCAAGAUCGAAGAGCUGAUCCAGACCCUGCGCGGUGAGUACACCAUCCUGAUCGUCACCCACAACAUGCAACAAGCGUCGCGGACCUCGGACUACACCGCCUUCAUGUACCUGGGCCGGUUGAUCGAAUACGGGCCGACUACCGACAUCUUCACCAACCCACAUCUCAAGGCCACCGAGGACUACAUCACCGGUCGCUUCGGCUGA
Messenger RNA from Nerophis lumbriciformis (worm pipefish), 948 nucleotides. The record is from RefSeq and is a predicted model, not a curated record. NCBI's taxonomy places the organism in Eukaryota, Metazoa, Chordata, Actinopteri, Syngnathiformes, Syngnathidae.